Messenger RNA from Diplodia corticola, 1338 nucleotides. Its product is annotated as siderophore biosynthesis acetylase. Bases 1 to 1338 code for a protein of 445 amino acids. Lineage: Eukaryota; Fungi; Ascomycota; Dothideomycetes; Botryosphaeriales; Botryosphaeriaceae. Gene Ontology annotation, biological process: siderophore biosynthetic process. The record is from RefSeq and is a predicted model, not a curated record. The transcript has a single exon.
AUGGCCCACGUCGAGCCGGCGCCCGCAACCUCGCGCAUCGAGCUGCCGCUGGAGCUCAAGCUCCCGCACCCGUGGCUCACCUCGUACACCAUCGCAGUCGCCGGCCACGACGACAGCAUCGAGCAGCUGCACAUCCAGCCCACCGCGUCGACCGACCAGAGCAGCAGACCGGACAGUGGCCGCCCGCUGCCGCAGACGCUGCACAAGGCCGACCUGACAUGGUCGCAGCUCCAGCAUGACGACACCAGCGACCUCGCCGACGGCAACAAUAGCUCGUGGGCGCGCGCCCGCCGCACACCCUUCACCACCCUGCGCUGGACCGGCCUCCAGCGGCCAACCGUUGGCCAGGCGUGGCUGGUGGCCUACGCCCUGUUGACAUUACACCAUAAGCGUGAGAGCAUCCGCCUCAUCCUGUCCGGCUCCGGCUGGCAGGACCUCGCCCGCGAGCUGAGCCGCGUCGGACUGGUAGUCGAGCACCCGCGCGCGGGCGAGUUUCCGCCGCCCCCGGCGCAGUACCUCCUCUUUGCUGGCGCCUUCUGGCAGGGUGCUGGCUCGCCCGUCGGCUCACGGCCCAUCUGGCUGGGGGACGCAGCACUCGAAAUCGAGGCGCACUUCCCGCCUGUGCCCUUCCAGCAGGCGCCCGUCACCGUGUCGUUUGCAGAGGCGCCGCGGCACACGCAGAGCAUCGUCCGCCCCGCGAAGCCGACGCCGGGCAGCGUCUUGUACAGCCGGUACAUCCCGCACCUCGGCGAGCACUUCAGCAUGGUGGCGCUGGACUACACGAACGCAGACCACCUCGACUACUUCCACGCGUGGCAGAACGACCCGCGCGUGGCCAAGGGCUGGAACGAGACGGGCACGCUGGACCAGCACCGCGAGUACCUGCGCCGGAUGCACAACGACCCUCACACCUUCACCAUCCUCGCCCGCUUCGACGACGUCUUCUUCGCCUACUACGAGGUCUACUGGGCCAAGGAGGACCACAUGGGCGCCCACUACCCCGCCGGCGACUACGACCGCGGCCGCCACUCGCUGGUCGGCGACACGCGCUUCCGCGGCCCGCACCGCGUGAGCGCCUGGUGGAGCGGCAUCAUGCACUACAUGUUCCUCGACGACCCGCGCACCAUGCAGCUCGUCGGCGAGCCCAAGUACGUCAACAGCACCGUGCUGGCCUACGACUUUGCCCACGGCUUCCACGUCAUGCGCUUGGUCGAUCUGCCGCACAAGCGCAGCGCCUUCGUGGCCUGCAGCCGCGAGAAGUUCUUCCAGCUGUGCCCCCUGACGUGGGACGGGGAAGAGAUUGUGCCACCGAGCUUGGAUCGGUUGGCGAGGCUGUGA